AUGGAGGUCGACAAGUACGGCAACGCGAUCUGCGUCGUCUUAACUCUGCUCCUGGUCUUGGCAGGAUGCUUCUGGCAGCACAUGGAGAAGCAAGGAGAGCGAGUGCGGGCAGCGGUGGCGAAAUGCACGGCGCAGGCGGAGAUCGAGCUGGACCUCCGCGAGAAGGAGCUGAUCGCAGCGAAGCUUCGGGUGGCGGAGCUCGAGGCCGAGCUUUGCAAGCGCGACGCCGCGCUCGCCGCGGCCGGCGAGGAGGCUGCAGCGGUGCAGGCGGAGACGGAGGAGGUCCAGCGCCGACUCUGUGCCGAAUUUGCCGAGCGCCAAGCAGAGCUCGAGACCCGGCUCCAGUGCCAAUCCGCGGAGCUCCGCCGCCAGCUGGCGAGGAACACCAGCGUCCUACAGAGUCGGCGAAAGCUGCGGCCAGGCGACGGCGAUGACGACUACAGCGAGCCCUCGAAUGUGGAGGGGGAGUAUCAGGCGGUCGUGGAAUCCAACCCCGCCGUCGCCGAGGAACUUCAGCUGGAGGUCGAUGGCAGCGAGGUGGCCUCCGCCGGGUCUCGGGCCUCCUCCAUCUACGCCGCCCACCCGCGGGGACGGCUAGGCCUCUGGGAGUUGCAAAUGCAGAGCUUCCACACCGCCUACUGGCGUGUCCGCACUCUGACGCCGCAAGGAGCGCCCCAGCGGGCAGCAAGCAUUCGGUGUGCCAGCUGCUGA
Messenger RNA from Symbiodinium sp. CCMP2592, 711 nucleotides. The record is from the annotation of a GenBank genome assembly. Lineage: Eukaryota; Dinophyceae; Suessiales; Symbiodiniaceae.